UGCGCGCGCACACACAGGCGCGCACGCUGGAGGAAACACACAGAGGACGGGGUGGAGGAGCGCACGUCUAACGCGGCGCAGGCUGCCUGUCAGCUGUCAAACGCAGCGCCCCGCAGCCGCCGUUCCGUUCGCCCGCAGCCUCCUCGUCGCACCUGCGCGCUUCCUGCGCGGCUCGUGCGCGGCUCGUGCGCGGCUCCUGCGCUCAGUCCUUGGCAGAGGACACGCGCCUCCCGCAGCCGCCCGCUCUUCAGGAUGCCUACGAACUGGGACGAGCAGCGCUGAGAAGGCGAAAUCGCGGCUCUCACUCAUGACUGAAAUAUGGAAAAGCGGACUGUGGUAACGGCGGUCAGCUUGUCCACGAGCGUCGUGUCGCUGAUCCUCCUGGUCACGGCGAUCUUCACGGACCACUGGUACGAAACGGACACGAGGAGGCACAAGGAGAACUGCGACCAGCACGGGCCGGACUCCAAUGACCAGAAGAACAGGGACAUGCCGAUUUACCACCUGCCUCUGGUGGACAGCGGCGGGCCGCGGAGGAACCCCGCGCAGCUCAAGCCCGUGCAUGUGGGCAGCCGGCAGGAGGAACUCCUGGAGAACUGGAGGUCCAUCCUGGGCAUGGGCAUCCUGGAGACGGAGUGCGGCCGCCCGCUCUUCUCCACGUACGCGGGACUGUGGCGAAAAUGCUACUACCUCGGCAUGGACCGGGAUAUUGACAAACUCAUUGUAAAAGGCAUUGCACAGCGAUGCACAACUGUCAAGUACCAUUUCUCCCAUCCCAUCAGACUCAGGAACAUCCCUCUCAACCUGACAAGGACAAUUCAGCAAGACGAGUGGCACCUUUUACAUUUGCGUAGGAUCACAGCUGGGUUCCUGGGCAUGGCGGCAGCAGUCCUGCUGUGUGGGUGUAUUGUGGCCGCUGUCAGCUUCUUCUGGGAGGAGAACCUGACCCAGCAUGUGUCUGGCCUGCUCUUCCUUAUGGCAGGUAUCUUCUGCACCAUCUCCCUCUGCACCUAUGCGGCUAGUGUUUCCUAUGACCUCUCCAGGAACCCACCUUUCAUCUAUGGGCUACCAGCUGAUGUUGACCAUGGCUACAGCUGGUCCAUCUUCUGUGCCUGGGUGAGCCUGGGCCUAACGGUGGCUUCAGGCUGCCUGUGUACCACGUAUCCAUUUGUCAGUCGUGCCAAAGCACUGCGCUCCAAGACUGCCUGUGAUUCUUCCGUUUGAGUGAUCUAUUGACUCAUGAUUUCCCCAACCGUGGCUAGCUGUGUUGAUGCUUCCUCUUCUGCAGCGUUCAUUUCCCCGUAUAGGCCAGUGAAUACAGUAAGUGUCACAAUGAAGUUGGAAGGUCCUCAGUGUUCCAUCUCCAGAUUUUAUAGUGUCCUGUUGCUAAUGCAAUGUAAAGGAUUGUGCUGUUGUAACUAUGUACAGAAAUUCAUUGUCUGUGCACAUGUACAUACUUAUGCACAGACACAUUGUACAGUAUUUACGUAAAUUUUACAUUUUGUUAAAAAUGACAUACGGUAUUUGUGGGCUGUUACCCGUUUUAUCGACAAGUACUGGUUUUUCCCAUGAAAAUACUGUGAAUAUAUCAAAAGAGAAAGUUUAAGAUCUAUUCAGUUGUUUGUCUUUUACAUGCCUACCAUAGCUAGAAAUACUCAAGGUCACAUUAUGGAAAUUGUUGUGCAAAAGAACAGUAUUUCAAAUGUGUCAAACUGAUAACAUUUUUUGUUUUGUUCGAGAAGCAUGGACCUACCAUCUGCUCUUCACAGACAUUCAUAAACAUGGACUUAACAGGUCACUUGUGUAUUUCUGCAUAAAGAGAUCACAUCAAGAACAUGCAAAAGUGAUUCUUUUUCCUUUGUUGGGAAAAAAGUACUCAUUUAUACUCAAAACCCUUCCGACAAAGGUUGACAAUUUUAAAAGACAAGCAAGACCAUUUUGAACACACAAUGAUGGUUUCAAGGUUUCAGAGGUCACAGAAUGUCUUUGUGGAGACGUUCACUAAGCAUCGUGUACGAAGUUUGUUCCCACGUGUGAGGUAACAUCAGAACAGCGGGCAGCUGUUCAACUUGUUUGGUCCGAUGUCUACUUAUAUUUCUGACGAGCACAAGAUACAGCGGACCGGCUUAUGCCAAUGCAUGAUUACCUCCAACUUUCCUUGCUGAUUCUGCACAAAGACAAAAUCAGACAUGAAAAACUCGAGGUCCCUCUGUCUGCACUGAGCCAAUGCAGUGAACAGUUGUGAAAAUCUCACAGUGUUUGUGUUCUCUUCCUAAAAAUAUAUUUCAAUAAAAUGGAAAAAAU
This is a messenger RNA of Scleropages formosus (Asian bonytongue), 2304 nucleotides long. RefSeq names its product transmembrane protein 178 (gene tmem178). Gene Ontology annotation, cellular component: endoplasmic reticulum membrane. The record is from RefSeq and is a predicted model, not a curated record. Gene Ontology annotation, biological process: negative regulation of osteoclast differentiation; regulation of cytosolic calcium ion concentration. The coding region runs from base 319 to 1224 and encodes 301 amino acids. NCBI's taxonomy places the organism in Eukaryota, Metazoa, Chordata, Actinopteri, Osteoglossiformes, Osteoglossidae. The transcript is spliced from 4 exons.